AUGGGAAAGAUUUGGGAUGUGUGCAUAAUACAUAGAAGUAAAAUUAACAACGAUAGUGAUAACGUUACAAAUCCCAGCCUGAUCGAAUUAGCAUUGCAGAAUCCAAUCUACAUCGACGAAGACGAAAUGAUAUCCACAUCAGGUACCAGUCCCAUAGGUCGAACAAGACCGCAUGUGCCAAUUGAAGUGGAAGAAGACUUCCUUUCAGCGGUGAGAUACGGUGACUGGGACGAAGUUGAAAAAAACAUUCACGACUUCAUCAGGGCCAUUGAAAGACGUGCAGGAAGAAGAUUCUUGCCCACUCUCGCAGAAAGGCCUAGAGAAGCUGUUCCGCAGCAAACGGAAGAAAGGCAAGCGGCGGCAAACAACCAUGGAAACAGGGCAGAGAAUGUCACAAUACCAUCAGCGUUCUAUUCCUUGGAAGAUGAACCAUUGACAGACAAUUGCUUCGAUUUUCAAGCGCAACUCUUGGAACAAACCAUCAAGGAAGAACGAGAAAGAAAACGCUACGGUUUCGCCUUAGUGUUUAUCGACAUGUUGGAAGACAUGGUUAACAAAAAAAUUGACUAUGACAGGCAAAACAAAGGAUCAUCUGCAGCCGCAGCAGUAACGAAUAAUACAGCAGUCGAAGCUAUGGCAGAGGAUGACGAUGCGUCAUCUGAAGAGUAUUCAUCAAGAGCUACGACGCCCGAGGUCGUAGUCCAAACAACGGAAGUCCCACAGCAGAGACAACACGGCGCCAUCACGGGACCAAGGCCUCUAGAAGAAUGGCGCUCGGUCGCCUCAGCUGGGGCUCAAGCCGCCCUGAAAGACAAUUAUCCUGAAUGGGUUCUCACUGUACACCUAAACCCAUACAUGUGCUCAGCAAGCUAUGUCAACAGAGAAUGCCCGGACAUCAACAUGUAA
Molecule: messenger RNA, 906 nt
Organism: Clunio marinus
Lineage: Eukaryota; Metazoa; Arthropoda; Insecta; Diptera; Chironomidae
Source: the annotation of a GenBank genome assembly